Nycticebus coucang (slow loris) is the source of this 1499-nucleotide messenger RNA. RefSeq names its product CD63 molecule (gene CD63). The coding region runs from base 942 to 1406 and encodes 154 amino acids. NCBI's taxonomy places the organism in Eukaryota, Metazoa, Chordata, Mammalia, Primates, Lorisidae. Gene Ontology annotation, cellular component: membrane. The record is from RefSeq and is a predicted model, not a curated record. The transcript is spliced from 7 exons.
GGUGCGGGGAGGCCUGGCUCCGGAGUGGUGAGGGCUGAGGGACCAAGAAUGAAGGCAGCUGGAGACCAGAUGUGGACGGAAAGCCCCGGGAAAGACAGUGCGGCCUCCCCUUCCUCCGGCCUUCGUGGACCCCUAGGGCUUGUUUCGACCAAGAAUGACCAUCUUGGGUGUGCAGCACUUCCCACUCCCCACCCCUCCUGACCCUUCCUGUCUGGUGACCCAACCGCUUGUGAUAGGGGUAGUGGGGCAACCAGCCAACGGCCUGAUGCUAUCUCUGCAGGGUUUUCCUCCUUUCCACUCCCUCCUCCACUCCCUCAUACCUCUCCAUUCCCCUGCCUGGGGAAAAGGAAGGGUUCUACCCACCUCAGCUCUUGCCCUGGGCUCCUGGCUUGAGAGGCUACCAUUCUUACCCCCCUUUCCCCCUCCCUGGCCGAGCUGGCCUGAGGAACCUUGGUCACAACUGAUGCUUGUGGGGUGAGCACUGGAGGAUAGCUAGGAGGCAGUUCUGUAAGAGAACUGAUCUGGGGACACAGGAAGCCCAUAGAAAGCAUUAUUUUAGGUCAGGGGUAUACACUCUGGAGUCAGGGCUUUCUAGGAACUCUCUUUCUGCAUUUGGUCAUCCCCCUGGUUGAAGAGCUGCUUGAAGGAAGGCAUGGCCUGGAUUCUCUUCUCCCUGAGUGCAUUGAACACCUCACCAACCUUCACCAGGGGGCAAAGAUGGUCCAUCUCCCAACCCCGCAGUCAAAAGUUUCCUGGAGGAGGCCUGUGCACUGGGACUGAUUGCUGUUGGUGUAGGGGCCCAGCUUGUCCUGAAUCAUACCAUCACCCAUGGGACUAGCCCUGGCUUCCUGGUGCCUGUGGUCAUCAUCACAGUGGGUGCCUUCCUUUUCCUGGUGGCAUUUGUAGGCUGCUGUGGGGCCUGCAAGGAGAAUUACUGUCUCAUGAUCACGUUUGCCAUCUUCUUGUCUCUUAUCCUCCUGGUGGAGGUGGCCGCAGCUAUUGCUGGCUAUGUGUUUAGAAAUAAGGUGAUGUCAGAGUUUAAUAAGGACUUCCGGCAGGAUAUGGAGAAUUACCUGAAAGACAACCAUACAGCUUUAGUCGUGGACAGGCUGCAGAAAGAGUUUGAGUGCUGUGGGGCUGCUAACUACACAGACUGGGAGAGCAUUCCUUCCAUGGCCAAGAUUCGCGUCCCUGACUCCUGCUGUGUCAAUGUCACUGUGGGCUGUGGGAGAGAUCUCAAGGAGAUCUAUACAGAGGGCUGCGUGGAGAAGAUUGGGGGCUGGCUGAGGAAAAACAUACUGGUGGUGGCUGCAGCCGCCCUGGGUAUUGCUUUUGUAGAGGUUUUGGGAAUUGUCUUUGCCUGCUGCCUCGUGAAGAGUAUCCGAAGGGGCUAUGAAGUAAUGUAGAGGAUCUGGUCUCUUCAGCCCCCUCAUCUAGGGGAGUAGAGUAAUUUUAUCCUCCAGGUUUUUCAAUUAAACAGAUUUUUUUCAGACCGAAAA